UUCGGAUGGGUCACACUAUGAGAAACCUGGCAGAGGAUGGGCUUGCUAAAGAAACCGCUCCGCUUUCAUUUGGCGGCCCACCCCGGAGGAGGCACUGCAAAUGGGGGGAAUCCUCUGGACAAGCUGCGGCCCACAAAUAUGGCCUGGCAGCGUUCAGAGCUUUCCUGCGCACAGAGUUCAGCGAAGAGAAUCUGGAAUUCUGGCUAGCAUGCGAGGAUUACAAAAAGAUUAAGUCGCAAUCCAAGAUGGCGUCCAAAGCCAAGAAAGUAUUUGCUGAAUACAUCGCCAUCCAGUCUUGUAAAGAGGUGAACUUGGACUCGUACACCCGAGAGCACACCAAGGACAACCUUCAGAAUGUGACGCGCUCCUGCUUCGACCUGGCCCAGCGCAGGAUAUAUGGCCUGAUGGAGAAGGACUCGUACCCCCGCUUCCUCCGCUCAGAACUCUACAUGGACUUAGUCAACCAGAAGAAGGCCAGCACCACGUCCACCUCCUCAUCGUCGUAAACACACAGAGAUCGAGAGAGAAAGUGAGAGACGACGACGAAAGAGAGAAGACAUUGACUUGAAAGCAGGGGGAGGUUGAUUUUUCUUUAUACGUUCGCUGUUUUGUUUUGUUUCUGCCAUCUUCCUGUCCCACUAUAAUUUGGGUGUGAGAGAGACAGCAAGCUAGGCUGUGGCAUUGAGGGGGAUGUUGUUUACACAACGACCAUGAUGACGGGCCGAUGGUGGAUGGAUGAAGGGAUGGAGAGGAGAGCCCAGUCAGGACAGCUGGUCAAGUCAUGUGACGGCUGGACGCUUCUCUGAUCACUCUCAUUGAUAAUUGAUCACUCUCUGUGGUUCAUAACGAUAUACGUUGGUUUGUCCGGACGUACUGUAGAAAGGAUGGGGUGCUGAAACCUCCGCAGACAUGAAGACAGUCCGGUACUGUUUUGGCGCUUUUGUUGAUAUUUUCCUUCUUUUUUUUUUACAACCCCCAUCCUCCUCCUCCUUUAGAGCCAGUUCAAAUGCUGUUGGUACGACGCAAAGGUUUGUUUUGUCCUAGAUUCUCAAUGUCUCACAUUGCAUUCAUGACCAUUUCCAAACAGGCUUGCGAGAAAAAGGAGAAACGUGAUAGCUGGAUCAAUGUCUGGAUGACUGGACGAAAAACCGCUUUUUGUCCGGUUUUGUAUCUUUUUUUCUGUUCAAGGUGUACACAACUCUCUCAAGCACAGUCAGCAUGUGUUCUUUUCAGCACUCUCUCACAGGGUCUCACCUUGUCGCAUUCAUCCAAAUAAUACAGGAAAAGACACUGAGAAACAGAGGGAAAAGAGAGAGAGAGAAAGAUGGAAAAAUACCAACAACGGAACGGACCAAAACUGCAAAAGCAGUCGAACUCGAAAAGACUUGCUGCCUGUCUCCAAAGACCAUCGAAAAAAGAGAAGUAACACUUGACUGUGUUCUGAUAAGGAAUUCAUUGUAGCGCCACCUAGACUGAACGAGGCAGCAUUCUCAGGACAUUAAGGCACUUGACUAUGAAGCUUCCAAGCUUGAUUUUAUUGUUAUUCAUUUUUGUUUUACACAUAAAAUGUCUUUUUUUUAUUGUUUUAAGUUCAAACCUGCACUCCAUAAGUAUACUGAGCAAUACUGUUGGGAGGUUGCUCUUUUCAUAGACAUAAAAAAUUAAAUAAAUGCUUCACCUGUACAAAGGUCUGCCUAUUUAUUUAGAUAUCUUGCUGGAUGCUUCACCCAUUGCACUCAGAUGAAAGCUCUCCCUUCCCCUAACCACAAACCAGGUCCACCGCUGUCCUGACUUUAAGUGCAAUAUGUUUUUGUUUAUUUUCCUUUUUUUAAAUUUUUAUCUGAAAGACAAUGUCUUGAGCUCUGUAUUAUACACUUUAUUUGUAAGAGUUAUGUUGCAAAAUUCUGCUAUAAAGUUGAUUUACAGUUUAAGUAAUUAAUCAAGAAUAGAUACAUGAAUUAAGCAAGUCAUUCUAACUGUGUACCCUGGCAGCAGGCAGCUAGGGGUUAAGGAUGUACAUAUAAUUCUUUAAGAAAAUAAAGAAAAAACAAGAAAAAAAACAAGAGGUUUCACUUGUAUUGAGCUGGAACCUGGCUGUAUCUAUGUAAAUAUGAGAGACUCAAAGCUAUAAGAUGACAUGUAUUGUUAUAAAAAUGAGGAAGGGUGGCUACGGUCUGCCCUUUCCUGGUCAUACACUGCUUGUCAGGAGUUUUCUGAAAUGUAUUUGAUCAUUUUCAUUGUUUACAAUUCAAACGCAUCUCCCAAGAUAGCAAGCGAAAAAGACAAUAGAAAUACAUUUGGUGUUAUUGCUGAAAAUAAAUAAAACAACCAACUGGUGAAAUAAUAAA
Messenger RNA from Salvelinus sp. IW2-2015, 2348 nucleotides. Its product is annotated as regulator of G-protein signaling 3. The record is from RefSeq and is a predicted model, not a curated record. NCBI's taxonomy places the organism in Eukaryota, Metazoa, Chordata, Actinopteri, Salmoniformes, Salmonidae.